Messenger RNA from Anopheles coustani, 315 nucleotides. Its product is annotated as flexible cuticle protein 12-like. Bases 1 to 315 code for a protein of 104 amino acids. Gene Ontology annotation, molecular function: structural constituent of chitin-based larval cuticle. The record is from RefSeq and is a predicted model, not a curated record. Gene Ontology annotation, cellular component: chitin-based extracellular matrix. NCBI's taxonomy places the organism in Eukaryota, Metazoa, Arthropoda, Insecta, Diptera, Culicidae. The transcript is spliced from 2 exons.
AUGAAGUUCGCCAUCGUUUUCGCCGCCGUUCUGGCCGUUGCCCUUGCCGCCCCCGCCGACGAACGGGACGCUCAGGUCCUGCGAUACGAGAACGAUAACCUGGGAGUCGAUGGAUACAACUUCCAGUAUGAAACCAGCAACAACAUCAAUCGCGUCGAGUCGGCCCAGCUGAAGAGCUUCGGUGAUGAUGUGUCCGCCCUGGUCGUGCGCGGAUCGUACUCCUACACUGGCCCCGACGGACAGGUCUACACCGUGAACUACGUCGCCGACGAGAACGGAUUCCAGCCGGAGGCACCUCAUCUACCGCGCGCCUAA